Drosophila bipectinata is the source of this 1160-nucleotide messenger RNA. RefSeq names its product atonal (gene ato). Gene Ontology annotation, cellular component: nucleus. The record is from RefSeq and is a predicted model, not a curated record. Gene Ontology annotation, biological process: positive regulation of transcription by RNA polymerase II; axon development; sensory organ development. Gene Ontology annotation, molecular function: protein dimerization activity; DNA-binding transcription factor activity, RNA polymerase II-specific; E-box binding. NCBI's taxonomy places the organism in Eukaryota, Metazoa, Arthropoda, Insecta, Diptera, Drosophilidae.
UCGCAGUGUUUACAUCGCAUCAUCCCCAGUUAGUCCAGAUAAAGCAACAUCAGCACCAUGUCGUCCAGUGAGAUAUAUCGCUACUACUACAAGACCUCCGAGGACCUGCAGGGCUUCAAGGCAGGCGCCACCGAGCCCUACUUCAAUCCCAUGGCCGCCUACAAUCCCGGCGUGACCCACUACCAGUUCAACUGCAACUCCCUCGCCAGCAGCAGCAACUAUCUGUCCGCCAAUGGCUUCAUCAGCUUCGAGCAGGCCAGCUCCGAUGGAUGGAUCUCGUCCUCGCCGGCCAGUCAUCGUUCCGAGAGUCCCGAAUACGUGGAUCUCAAUACCAUCUACAAUGGAGCUUGCAACAUGCCACAGCAGCAGCAGCAACAGGCCCAGCAGCAACAGCAACCCCAGCAGCAGCAGUAUGGAAUGAAUCUUGAGCAGGCCUCCGCCUCUGCUCCUGCUCCUGUCGCAGCUCCGCCAGCCGUUGAAGCCAUGGGCUCCUCCAAUGUGGGGACUUGCCAGACUGUGCCUGUCAAGCCCAAGCGCACCUACACCAAGAAGAAUCAAAAGAACGUGGCAGCUCCUCCGGUAUCCAAUCUCUACACCGAAGAGUUCCAAAACUUUGACUUCGACAACUCCGCCCUGUUCGACGACAGUGUGGAAGACGAUGAUGAUCUGAUGCUCUUCGGCAGUGGCGGAGAAGACUUUGACGGUAACGACGGAUCCUUCGACCUGGCCGAUGGCGACAGCGAAGAUGCGCCAGCUCCAGGAUCUGGAAAGAAGCGACGUGGCAAGCAGAUCUCGCCAGUGGUGAAGCGCAAGCGCCGACUCGCCGCCAAUGCCCGAGAACGUCGCCGGAUGCAGAACCUCAACCAGGCCUUCGACCGUCUCCGGCAGUACCUUCCGUGUCUGGGUAACGACCGUCAGUUGUCCAAGCACGAGACCCUGCAAAUGGCCCAGACCUACAUCUCAGCUCUGGGGGAUCUGCUCCGCUAAGAGCACACCCUCCAGGUUACCCUCAUUCUCAGUUAUUGUUGGAGCUUGCCAAAUAUUGUACCUAUCCUGUAAAUAUCCUGUAACUAGGAGCCCAGUAGUGAAUUACCGCUUAAGUAUUAUGCUGUUUCUUGUUUAGUUAAUUAGAUUAAAUGGAAGACAAUGAUUUAGACUUA